This is a messenger RNA of Anopheles coustani, 2883 nucleotides long. It is a transcript of the gene Tmep, whose product is annotated as transmembrane protein 184B. Gene Ontology annotation, molecular function: transporter activity. The coding region runs from base 383 to 1831 and encodes 482 amino acids. Lineage: Eukaryota; Metazoa; Arthropoda; Insecta; Diptera; Culicidae. Gene Ontology annotation, biological process: transport. The transcript has 10 exons. The record is from RefSeq and is a predicted model, not a curated record.
UGAAAGGUUGGUUCGUCGAAGAUUGCAUCCUGGUUUGCGAAAAAGUGGUGUAAGCUUUGCAGAUGCAUGAGCCGUAGUGAACGUGAGUGAGAAGUGAUAAUUGUCGGUAACACAAGAAAACAAGAAAAGAAACGCUGAUAUCUGGUGCUGGUUGUGUGUUUGUGUGGGUGUGUGUGUAAUUUGGUGCUUUGCGAAUCUAUUGUCGAAGAUUGGUGCUUUCUACGCCGGAAGCAGGGGAAGUGGUGGUGGUGUGCUAGGGAAAACGGUAACCGGGGACGUCAUACACGUGAGGCGUCUGCGGCGGAUUGCGUGUGUGUGUUUUGCUCCGUGCGCGGGCGGAGUUUAAGCGCUUGAGUGUGGAGAGCCUGAGUGCGGCGCCACCAUGAGCACGGAACAUCCGGCAGCUAGCGAGCUGCUGGCCAACGCGACAGUCGCCAGCAGCACGGCCAAGGCGAACAUUGCUGUGCGCGCGACGGAGGCAGCCCCGGCGGCGGCCCUCGCCAUCGAUCCUAUCAUCAACCACGUCGGCGAUGGCAUUUUUCUGCAAGCCAAGACGGCCCAGAUUUUCGCCGGCAUCUGCGUCUGGAUGGCACUGUUCAUCACUUGCCAGCAGAUCUACCAACACCUUCGAUGGUACACGAACCCACAGGAGCAGCGAUGGAUUGUCCGAAUACUAUUCAUCGUGCCGAUCUACGCCACCUACUCUUGGGUCAGCUUACUGUUCUUCAACUCCGAAAGCGUCUACGUGUACUUUUUCACCGUGCGUGACUGCUACGAGGCGUUCGUCAUCUACAAUUUCCUGUCGCUGUGCUACGAAUACUUGGGCGGCGAGGGCAACAUUAUGUCGGAGAUCCGCGGCAAGCCGAUCAAAUCGUCCUGCCUGUACGGGACGUGCUGCCUGGCGGGCAAAACCUACACGAUCGGGUUCCUGCGGUUCUGCAAGCAAGCGACACUGCAGUUCUGCCUGGUCAAGCCACUGAUGGCGUUCAUUAUCAUCUUCCUGCAGGCGUUCAACCACUACCACGAUGGUGACUGGAGUGCCGACGGAGGUUACAUUUACAUCACCGUCAUCUAUAAUAUCUCGGUUUCACUCGCCCUGUAUGGACUGUAUCUGUUCUAUUUCGCCACCCGGGACCUGCUGACGCCGUUCGAUCCGGUACUGAAGUUCUGCACCGUCAAAUCCGUUAUUUUCCUGUCCUUCUGGCAAGGUGUUGGACUGGCAAUUCUGGAAAAGGCUGAAGUCAUCUCGCCGAUCGUUGAUGCCGGUGGUUCAACCACAUCCGCUGGUACGGUGUCGGCUGGCUAUCAGAACUUCUUCAUCUGCAUCGAAAUGUUGUUUGCGGCCAUCGCGCUGCGGUAUGCAUUCCCGUACCAGGUGUACGCCCAAAGCUGCAUGACUGAUGCCCACGGUCGAUCCGUUACGAUGCAAUCCAUUUCGAGCAGUUUAAAGGAAACGAUGAACCCUAAGGAUAUUAUGACGGACGCGAUACACAAUUUCCAUCCGCAGUAUCAACAGUACACUCAGUACAGCUCAGGUGGUAAGAAUCCUCGGGGCAUUCGCGUAUCCUCGUACGAUCCGGACGAUCCGAGCAAUCAACUGACGGGGCACGGGCAGCAAGGUGGUCAUGGUAUGGGUAGUGGAGCAACCACGGGCUCGUACAAUGGCAACGGGGCUGGCGGUCACGGAGGAAGCUAUAUAGCUCCACCCACAUUGGGCAGCCAGCGGAAAUUCAUGCCCGGGGCGAGCGUUGUACCACAGAAGGUUUCCACCAUCAGCCAGAACUACAAUGAGAAAACGAUGCUUCUUUCCAGUGACGACGAGUAUCAGUAAACAAACACACACAUACACACGUUUACGAAAUGUCCUUUGAUUGUGCCCCCAGAAGGCAUUAGUGUAGUAACUGUUAAUUCCAAAACUGUGUUUCCACUGAAAAAUGUGUCAGUGUCCUGGAGUUGAUUAAGUUCGUUUGGAGGGUUUCCGGCUCAUUAGUGCCGUCAGUAGGUCACGAGUCCCAGUUAUAAGCAUUGCAUUGAUUGUAUCCUUAUUUUUACCCCAUUUUUUAAAUGGACUUCAGCAUAUGCUUUCCACGAAACUCGUAACUUAUGUGUAUGCAUGCAUUUGUUACCGUGUAGAAACGUUAGAAGUGGAAAAAGUAAGCCUGCUCGAAUGCCUGCGUGUCUCCAGCAUUCGAUGGUAACAAGUUAUACCGAAAAAGUAUGCAGAGCAGAUUAAUUUGUGAAGAGCAAAUUUUCAAACCGAACCGCGUUUCACAUCUCGGCACGUUUAAAUUAAAAAGCAGGUAUAUAUCGUCCUACACCGGUGUCUGGUAUACCACAAUUUUUGUGGCCAAAUGGCCAGGCGCCUCGGGCUCUUAAAAGAACAAUGAAUAUUACAUCCAUACAGCCAUGUAAAGCAAAAAAAAACAACUUUUUAAAAAUAGUACAAUAAUCCUGCCAUUCGUGUGAACAUUUCACCUGUGCGAUACAGCAUUACAUUAAGAUCGGGAAGGAAAUUCAUCGCAGAAUGAUGAAUGCAAGCUAUAUCGUUUCAACAAUUCCGUCACCGCUCCAAUUUCAUAGCGCUGCUAACUUGUACUGUAUUGAAACAUAAUCCUUCCUCCCGGUAAGGUCAAAAAAGAUUUAUUUUGGUUUCUCAGAACUCAUUUCACAGAACACGUUUCACUGGACAAACUCAUCACUGGAUGCGGGCAGGCAUACAGGAAUUAGGAAAACAAGAUGAUGAUUUAAUGAAUCCAUAGCACUGCAGGAACGGAGUAAAUGCUUUACGUUUUAAAAUAGACAAAACUAUUAAAUUUGAUUCUUACAUUGCCAAAACAAAACCGAAAAAAAAAACAAAAAAAAGCGAUAUAAUCGAUGUCACAA